Messenger RNA from Pundamilia nyererei, 2177 nucleotides. RefSeq names its product transmembrane protein 121B (gene tmem121b). The transcript has 2 exons. NCBI's taxonomy places the organism in Eukaryota, Metazoa, Chordata, Actinopteri, Cichliformes, Cichlidae. The record is from RefSeq and is a predicted model, not a curated record. Bases 797 to 1975 code for a protein of 392 amino acids.
ACUGAUCUGCUGUCAGGGAUUCAUCCACAGUGUCACAACCCCACCGUGAAGUGAAAGUGGAGAAACGCUGCUGGAGAGUCUUUUGAGGGUUUUAUGAGAUGUACUGUUUAUUCACAGGAGACCAUAAACCAGUAAAGAAAGCUGUGACAAACGUCCUUCUUCAUUAACAUUUCGGCUCCUUUGCGCUUCUUUGGUUCGUCCUCUGCAGCUCGGAUUAAAAGGUAAAAUGUGAUCAUCUCGGUUAAAAGCAGGGAGGAGCGGAGUGGGCCAGUGCCCUGUACUGUCUGUGGUCCUUUAUGACAGCUCCCGUACGCCAGAUGGCCAGUCCGGCCGUGAUGGGCGGCUUGACACAGACCGUUGCUUUAGGAGGAACUCCAGUCCUGUUUGCUCGGAAUAUGUCUGUUUGGUGUGAUCUGAAAUCCUCCAUUCGGAUUAAAGAGGUCUCUGGUCUUUAAAAAGGACUCAUUUUCAGUUUUGCUCUUACGCGCGUGCACCUGAUGGAGACGGGACUGGGCGAACAUUGAAGCCUGAUCUGACCCAACGGCAGCACAUGAUCUCAGAAACCGAAACUAGCAGCAACUACACCGCAAUCCAAGCCUUUUCAACAGCAAACCACCACUGUUACAUUCUUAGACGUGAACAUGUGUGAGAAACGAAUGGAAAUGAGCGCAAAGCAGAGGGAGGUGGAAUCCGUUCCACGAGUCCGUGCCUUUCUUUGCGCCUGGCUGGUUCUCUCCACCUUUAAAGCAGCUAGAGGGAAGAAAACAGUCGAGAGGGAGGCGACAGCGCAAAUACAAUGGUCACUGAAACUGCAAAAGACAAUCCGAAGGCCGAUUAUUUCCCACCCGAAGCGAGCGAUUGCCCCAACUCUCCCAUCUCAUUUUCCUCCGAAGACGGCCAGCUAAGCAGGAGGCGCGACACCCAGACCACCAGCGGCAGCAUCAUCCCGGAGGACAGCGGCAGCAUCCAGGCCCUGGUCACCUCAUCCGCAGCCGCCGCCAGCAUCAUGACAUCAGGGGAGUUCGUGCAGUCCGCUCCCCUGCUGGCGCACAAAUCCAAGAGGAGCAUGCUGUACAAGGCGCUGUGCUUCCUCCUCCUCAUCUUCCAGGGCGGCGUUCUGGAUUUCUACCUCAUCAUCUUCACGGACCUGUACUGGUGCUCGUGGAUAGCCACGGACCUCGUGGUGAUUUCGGGCUGGGGGAUUUUCUUCAUGAAGAACGCGCGGAGUAAGAGGGAGCGGGCCUGCGGCUUUCACCAGAAAAGCUCCAUUUUCGGCUGCAACCUCGGAGAGUUCACCUACGCCUACCUUGCAUGGCUCAUCUACGUCAUCGCCUGCACCCCUAAGGUGGUGCUCAUCCUGGAGACCUCCAUCCUGGAGCUGAUCACGUUAAAGGUCCCGUUCGGAGCGACCGGCUUCAAAAUCGUCAUGCUGCUGUCUGCGCCGCUGCUCUUCUGCCUCAUCAACUCCAUCAUCGAGGACCUGAACGGUUCGACGCGGCACCACUCCCAGAGCUGCUUCAUGGGCACCUGCCUGGACCUGCUGGACAGCUUCACGCUUGUGGAGAUGCUGCUAAGGAACGAGAUCCCCACGCUUUAUCUUAAAUACACCGUGAUCUCGGUGUACUUUGUGGCCCUGGCCGUGCCGGUGGUCUGGCUGUACGAGCUCACGGCGUCCGAGCUGCGCUGCAGGUGGCUUUGGGCCCGUUUCUCCACGGGCCUGGUGGUUAAUGCGCCCCUGCUGGUGGUCAGGUGUUUCCAGGUCUACAUCUACAAGAUGCCGGUGUCGGUGUUCAUGUUCAAAAACAUCUUCUUCUUGGCCUGUAAGCUGCUGGAGCUGCUGGAGCAGUGUGUGGCGUUCCGGGGGGUCCGCAGGCUGGCUGGCGGCAGCAACCCGGCCCAGUUCUCCCACUGCGUGUCCGAGAACGACAUGUGUCCGCACGGGUAUGUCAAUACUCUGGCUGUGGCUCAGUCCUAGAGCCGUGGCGGCCGUCUCUGCCUGUGACGGCAGGACAGACAUAGCUGGAACCUGGAAAAUCCCAAAUACCACCGAGUGUCCGCCUCGGGAUGCUGGCUUUUGGAUUCACGUCCACGCGAUAAGCAAAGCAGCAGUGGCUGCGCUGUCUGAACCAGGAUCAAACCAAGAACUGAGCAACAGCAGCGAGAGGAAGACUGAAGCA